Sceloporus undulatus (fence lizard) is the source of this 3152-nucleotide messenger RNA. RefSeq names its product transmembrane protein 98 (gene TMEM98). NCBI's taxonomy places the organism in Eukaryota, Metazoa, Chordata, Lepidosauria, Squamata, Phrynosomatidae. The transcript is spliced from 8 exons. Gene Ontology annotation, cellular component: endoplasmic reticulum. The record is from RefSeq and is a predicted model, not a curated record. Bases 299 to 979 code for a protein of 226 amino acids.
UCCUGCUCAGGAAUGCAGGCAGGAGGUGGCUGGCAAGAGACCUUGAAAGGAGCUGGAGCUAUUGGCAGCCUUGGAGGCCCAUCUUAGCUUAAGCAAGAGAAACUUUUUCCUUGGUAGACUCUUGGCCAGGGGACACAUUCCCCCAGGAUUCCCAGGCGGAAGUUCCAGUGGCGGUGACAGCAGCAGCAGGUGUGUACCUUCAGAGAUCAGUCUCGUUUCAGGUAGAAAUACCGCUGAAGUGGCCCAAAGUGACGUGUUCUUUCAUCAUCCUCUUCCCCAAGGACACAGUGAGGACUCAAUGGAGACAGUUGUGAUUGUGGCCAUUGGCGUUCUGGCGACCAUCUUUCUGGCUUCUUUUGUAGCCCUAGUUGUGGUUUGUAGGCAGCGUUACUGUCGACCCAAGGACUUCUUAAACCACUAUGAUACCAGGCCCAUUGUUGACCUUAUGGGCACGACAGAGACACAAUCAGAACCCUCAGAACUAGAGUUGGAUGAUGUGGUGAUAACAAACCCUCAUAUUGAAGCAAUUCUGGAGAAUGAAGACUGGAUUGAAGACGCUUCGGGCCUGGUCUCCCACUGCAUCGCUAUUCUAAAGAUCUGUCACACCCUCACAGAGAAGCUUGUUGCCAUGACAAUGGGUUCUGGGGCUCAGAUGAAGUCUCCAGCAAGCCUCAACGACAUCAUUGUGGUUGCCAAGCGAAUCAGUCCCAGGGUGGAUGAUGUGGUCCGAUCCAUGUACCCCCCAUUGGACCCUAAGCUUUUGGAUGCCAGGACCACAGCACUGCUGCUCUCAGUGAGCCAUUUGGUCUUGAUCACACGGAAUGCCUGCCACUCUCCCAGCCGUAUGGACUGGAUUGACCAAUCCCUCUCUGCAGCAGAGGAGCACAUGGCUGUGUUGCACGAGGCAGCCCUUGCCUCCGAACCAGAGCGUGGUGUGCCCAGUGCUGAGGGCUUCCUGCAGGAGCAGUCUACUAUUUGAGGCAGGCAUCUGAAGCCAUCAUCGCAGUUCCUCCAUCAUUGCAGCAUCAUCUCCAUCAUUACAGCUUCUCUGCCCUCACCUGGCAUCACUGGCAUAAAUGCAGAGUUUACACAUAGCCUCCUGCAGAGCAUAGUUUGGCUGAAUAGGUCAUAUUCCAGAGCUGAAUUUCUACUCUGCUGCUGCUUUCUGCCAUUUUAUAACUUGGUGCUCCUCUCUCAGAUACAGCCUAGUGGUAUCAAAACAACUUAAAUUUUAGAGUGGGGCUGAGUGGGAGAGAAGCAGGGUAAUUUCUUGACGAUGAGAAUAAUGUAGUUGUGGCAGUUGUUGCUCUAAAAGUAAACCAGGAAAAUGGGACAUGUUGAAUUCUGAAAAUCAUGUGAAUAGGUGAGGCCUAUUUUUGGUAUAGCUGAGAAUUUGAUCACAUACUCGGUGGCAUUGUUGACUUUAAAUAACUGAUCCCUUCUGCCACUAUCACAAGAUGCUUUUGAAAUUCUCCUGUGCUUCUUGGCAUGCAAAACAAAAUGUGUAGUUCUUUGGAUUCUGGUCUAUAUUCCUAAUGUUCUAUUUAUAUAUUUUGUGAUCCACUUACAGUCUAAACUGGUGAUUGUAGACAGCAGAAAAGUUGCAGGAGAAUUUCAUCUUAACCCAAAGCUUUAAAAAAAUAUAGUAUUACUUAGUUCACUUUCAUACUACAUAGUUAUAACACUUUCGUACCAUUUCAACUGCCGUGUCUGUAUCCUACCGAGUCCUGGGAUCUGUAGUGUCAUGUGCAUGAGAGCUUUCCUUCAGAGAAUCCUAAAUACUGUACCUCACAAAACUACACAACCCAGCAUUCCACAGGAAAGAGCUGUGACAGUUAAAGCAGGAUCAAAGUGUUUUAUUUGUGUGGGUUGGAUGAAACCUCCUGCGCAAAAACCCUGCAUGAUUUCUCUCCCUUUGGUAUACAAAUUUUGUAACUUUAGAUAGCAGAUUGUCUUUUCCAUCCCACCUCCUGGCCAUCCAAUCUAUAUAUGAUUUCCGCAUGAGUACAUUCUGCACAUCUGUUCCUUACCUUUUCUUAAACUUGGGUAGCUCAGGCCCAACCUUUAGGGCCCAAAGUUGAACUGCAAAAACCACCCCCAUCUCCCAAGUCAAGGCUGGGCAGGUUAUAUUGGCAAACCUCCGCUGAACAAAAGCUUGCCAAGAAAACCCUAUGUUAGAGCCACCAUAAGUUGGAAACUAUUUGAGGUUAAAAAAAAAAAACAAUCCCAUGUCCCUAAAAAUCUGAUGGUGGUCAAUAAUUUGCUGGUCUUUCAUGACCCCUAAAGUCACCUGCCUGAGAUAGCUAUUUCAAAUCCUUGAGAGAGCCAGCACUGCAUAGUGGUUUAAGCACUGGACUAUGACUCUGGAGAACAGGGUUCUAUUCCUGUUCAGCCAUGGAAACCCACUGAGUGCCUUGGGCAAGUCACUUACUCUCAGCCUCAGGGCAAGGCUAUGGCAAGCCUCCUCUGAACAAAGCUUGGCAAGAAAAUCCCAUGUUAGGGCCACCAUAAGUCGGAAACUAUUUGAAGGCACACAACGCACACAAUAAUAGGUCUGGCCCUCCCUCCCUUAAUUAAACCCAUGCUUGAUGCUAAAGUUAAAGAACAAGAGGGUCAGUUCAACUCUAUCUCUUACCAUCAGACACGGAAGUCUCUUCAUACCAAAGUCUGGGUAUAUGAUCCCAUUGUGACUACCCAGUGGCACUCUGUACCACUUCAAAAAAUACUGUGUUACUAACACUAUUUAUGAUUCUGUGAUUAUUCCAGACAUGUUACUAUAAAGCAGGGUUUCUUAACCGGGGUUCCCUGGAACUUGAGGGUUGUCUAAGAAGAUAGGGAUUCUAUGAGAGAUUGUGAUGGGGGAAAUGUUAAGGGGUUUUUGUUUUGUUUUUUAGCUGUAGAUGUAAUACUUUUUAUGCAGGGCUUCCCUGAGAUCUGGAAAUAGUUUCAAGGAUACCUGUACCUCCAGUAAAAAGGUUUUGUCUGAAAUCUUAGCCAGCUUCAGCGGAAUGGUUGUGACUCAUGCACUUGUUUGCAAGACAAUACAUCUUUCUACCUUGGUCUUUGCACAGAUGUUUCACCUGUUGACCACUCCUAUCACCUCCCUCCCUCCUCAAGUUGCUGCCUUAAAAUAAAAAUUGUGUUUACUAUAA